AUGACAAUGAUGGGAAAUGCUGUAAAUCAACAAAUACAAGUACCACCACCAGCUGAAAGUGCUUACAUAAGCAUGUCUAAUUUGUAUAAUUGUAUUAAUGGUAAGAGUAAGGAACAUUAUUAUUACAUUCCUCCACCAAUAAUUGAAAAAUAUGUAAUUGAAGGAACGGAAACGGAUACUGAACAUACGGAAAAUAAAAUACCGGAAGCAAAAAAAUCAUUCAAGGAAAUCUCAAAUCCGUCGCAAUUUUCUUCUCGGGAUGCGCACACAUUUGGUAGUUCAUCGGAGGCAUAUACGGCGUAUAAAUUUGAAAUUAGUACAAUUGAGUCAGAAUAUGCUUUUAAUGUUGAGGAAUAUGGUAAUAUUAAUGAGGAAUCCUUGCAAUUAAAUGGAAGCAAUAAAACGGAAUCAAAAGAUGAAAUUUCGGCAAAACAUGAAAAGUUUCCGGAUUCAUACAUUUCUAAGGUAGAGAGUAAUGGUGCUGAAAAAUAUACUACUAGCACAAUGAUUGAAUCGGAAAAGCAAUAUAUUCAAUCAUAUUAUAAUGCUAAUGAGCUAAGUCAAUGGAAAGUUUAUUAA
Messenger RNA from Loa loa (African eye worm), 579 nucleotides. RefSeq lists its product as hypothetical. The record is from RefSeq and is a predicted model, not a curated record. Lineage: Eukaryota; Metazoa; Nematoda; Chromadorea; Rhabditida; Onchocercidae. The coding region runs from base 1 to 579 and encodes 192 amino acids. The transcript has 4 exons.